This is a messenger RNA of Labrus bergylta (ballan wrasse), 4377 nucleotides long. It is a transcript of the gene krt222, whose product is annotated as keratin 222. NCBI's taxonomy places the organism in Eukaryota, Metazoa, Chordata, Actinopteri, Labriformes, Labridae. The record is from RefSeq and is a predicted model, not a curated record.
GUAACCUCUAAUUAUGGUGCUGUUUAAAUACACACCGGUCCUAUCACUGAACAUUCCCUCCGCAGCAUGUGUUGCUGUGUGUUUGAAAGCGCCUCAGUAAUCCUGGAUCAGAGAGUACAAAGGGCCCCAGAGUGCUGGUGAUGUAAGCACAGUGUCCAGUGCUUACCCCAUUGCUCUACACUUGUCCACAUGCUGCCAGUGAGUGGGGCGUGAGUAAGUUGGGACAGAGCGGACCAUCCCUGUCGCGACUGACCCUGAAGACCAAAGACUGACACACAAACAGGGUGAUACUGGCAGGCCGAUGGCAGCCUAUCUGCUCUUUCUCAUGAGCCAGCUGCUGAUGACCUGGGACACAGUGGGAAGGAGAAAGUGUUGACCUGAAAGUUGAAGAAUGUAGCUAAGCUGUGGGGAGUGGUGGAUCAGCUCAGUGUGACCAGGCAAUCAGACAGACGGACUUUUGCUGGCUUGUUACUACAUUUACUGUGUGCCCUAUCCGCUGAAGGCCACGUAGUCUCAGGUCUCCAUGGACUUGCUGCAGGACUCCAGUCACACCAUGUGGGGUCUGAAUGCCCGUCUAAAGGGCUUCCUGGAGCAGGUGAACAGGCUGCAGGACACCAACCGGAGGCUUGAGGAACAAAUAACCGACUGGGGUGUCAGAAAUGACUCACGCUCUCGGGACUGGUCCCUGCAGGAGCAGACUGUCAAGGAGCUCCGUGCACAGGUUGGUAGACUGCUGAUGGACAACGCCCAGCUGGCAUUACAGUCUGACACCAUGAAGUCCAGAGCUGCUGCUGUCCAGGCCAGGUGUGAGAUGGAAGAGACGAGCACCCUGCAUUUGGAGCAGCAGGUGGCUCUGCUCAGAGAAUCAAAGAGGAAGGCGGAUCAGAGCAGCGUGACGCUGCAGGCGGACCUUCGACACUCCAUGAUGGAGCUGCAGGAGCUGCACCAGGAGUUUGAGGCAGCCCGGGCUCUACAGCUGCAGCGGGCCGGGUCCUGCGAUGCUCUUUUAGAGACAGACACAGCAGCAGCAGCAGUAGCAGCAGCAGCAGGAGGAGGAGGGGAGAAGGAGGAUGGCACAGGGAUGGAGCUCACUCAGCUCCUCGACAGAAUCAGAGCGCAGUGCGACCAGAGCAGACUCCCCAGCCUGGGAGAGAGACACCUCAACCUGGGCUCCGUUUCACAUCCAGUCUCUGGCUCUGUUGGGCCUAGCAGCUCUGGAGCAGCAGCAGGAGCAGCAUCCAGAACACACGGAGGAGCUCUCACUGAGGAGGAGGCAGCAUGGGCGCAGGUGAACCUUGGCAGCGCUGCCCUGAGGGAAGCCCGGGCCGAGCUCGCCGAGGCCAGGAGGCAGUGGCACUCCCUGCAGGUGGAGAUAGAAACCCUGCAUGCCCUGGAGAAAGGCCUGGAGAACUCCCUGCAGAACACCCAGCAGAUGUACUCGAGCCAGCUGCAGGACCUUUCCCAGGUGAUCACUGGGCUGGAGAGCGAGUUGGAGCAGGUGAGGAACGGAUUGGCCACCCAGCGCCAGCGGCACAGCCAGCUCCUCAACACCAAAAUGAGAUUGGAGCAAGAGAUUGCCACUUAUCGUCGUCUGCUGGAUCGCGAAGAGGGCAGGUACAUGGGACAUAAUGUACGACCAAUGAGUCUGCAGCCCUGGAGAUCAGCUGUGGAGGACCAGAAGGAGAGCUGUCUGGAGAACGGCUUUAGUGACCCCGCUGUUACUCCGGACGAACCAAAGUCUGAGCCACUACCUGUAAUACCAUCACUUCUCCCAGCAGACAACGAGAUGAAGAAAAGCAUACUGCACAGACAGCAAAGCCUUGUGAUACUCACAGAGCCAGAGCAGGAUAAAGACUUGCCAAUCUCCACUGUGAAGACUCAGGAGAUUCUUCAGGGCAACGUGGUGCGAGAGAGUGCAGAGGGUCACGGUACCAUCGAGACGGAGAAUAUCGAUAAGGUGAUUAAGCAGUGGGAAGGCUCUUUCUUCAGAGGGAACCCCAAGCUGCGGAAGAAGUCUGUAUCUCUGCGCUUCGACCUUCACAUGGCCGCAGCAGACGAGGGGUGUGCCCAGACAAAACAGGACAGCCUCCCCGACGUGGAAGUGCGUCUCAUCAUGAAGCGAUCUCGCAGCAUCCCCUCUAUCACACCGUAAACCCUGUCCCCGGGGUCGCACCAGACAAACUACCAGUGUGCAGCUCUUUCUGGUAACACUGGUGAUGUUGGAGCUACACUGACAGCUGAGAUAUAACCAUCCAUCUAUAUUGAUACACUUAAUAUGAAUUCCCAAUGACAGCAUUCAUUGAACUUUGCGUAACAAAUGAUGAAUUGUGAGAAUGAGAAUGAGAUUUUUAUCCUUAAACCUUGGCAGGAUGUUCGUCAUCUAGCAAGCUUUAGCUGAUCUAAUGGGGCCAUUUUCAGAGUGCCAAAUAAACGCAUCAAAUAUAACAACAAAUGAAUAUGUUAACAGCCUCAUCAUCAUUCUAGAUACAGGAAGUGUCUCUCAAUAAUGUUUUUAUUUGGAAAACAACAUGCUUAACUACAGCAGUUCUUCAAAACAUUGGGAACAAAUACUAAAGAGACUGUACACAUAUUGAUGGGCUCUUUGGGUUUAGAAAUGGAUGGGGGGGAGGGGUGGAAUUUUUUCAUCUCUUCAGUUUGCCUUUUGCUAAUUUUGCUAUAGGAUAGCAGCUCACACCUACCCUAUUAUUCUAUAUCGCAAUAGAAAUCAGAACUAUAGAAAAGAAAAGCAUGAAAUAUAAUCUUGAAAUCAAAGAGUGGCAGGAAUAUAGUCAGUCCAAACAAACAGUCUUUCAUUAUUUUUCUACACUGAAAAAAAAAACAAUUUAAUUUCUAUCUUGUGAUUUUGUAUCUAUGAAGCUUUAUUUAUUUAUUUUCAUUAUACCAUGGUAUACCACGAUUCUGAUUGGCUGCCAAUGUGUUUUAACUCUUAUAAUCAUCACCGACAAACUAAGUUACCUUAAAAAUGUAAGCAAAUUGAUUUAAAUAAAUGCGCUGGCAUUGUAACUGUAGUUGUAUCAUAAGCUGCAGCCAAUAGUACAUACGGCCAAAAUUUGCUCAAAAAAAUAUAUUUAGAGAUAUUUGGGAUCAGAGACAUGAUUGGAUAGCUAAAUGUUGUGAAACAUGUUGUCAUAUUAUAUUUACUGUUUUUGAAUCAUAUACAAGGUUACUGGCUUUGAAUCUCUUGCUAGCAUUAACAUUCGCUCUCGGGCUCAUAGCUUAAUGGUUUUAUGAGCUAAACAAUAAUAUCUUCACUUGCCAAAUGGUAUUUCAAAUGUAUUUUUGUUCACAGAAGUUAAGAACAAUGUUCCUAGUUGCAUUAGAACCUUGUGGAAUUUUAACGACUCGUCAGGUAUUUGUCCAACCCUCAGGCGUUUCCAGAUUAUCAGCGCUAUGGCUUUAAAAAAAACUUUCCAUGACCUUAAUUUAUAGUAAGUGACCAAGUUGAAAUUGGUAUGAUGCCCUGGAGGUGCCUUUAAUCUGGAAUUAAUGAGCUCCAAACUGUUCUGCCCUGCAUGUCAUCAGGUAAUUACUGAUAAUGGGCACCUUGAGGGGAUUAACCAUUCGUUGAUAUAUUCAAGUUAAAAUUGAAGCACAUCGCCUUGAAUUAUUUUAGAGCCAUAAAUGGAAAAUUAAUUGAAACCAAAUAAUAGUGUUGUAUUACUGUAUGUUUUUUUUUUUUUUUUUACCAGAUUGUUGUAGAUUUUCUCUUGGUCAACGGCCAUCAUAAACAUUAAUGUAGGCAGAGUGAACAUAUUUAAAAGUUUAAAGUUCUCAAAAGCUUGCACUGUAGACACGUACAGCACUUAGAAGAACAUCAGCACUGAGAGAUUUCCAAAAAUGUGUGCACUUUGUCAUUGCACUUCAUCGUCUAUACUGUAAAAAAAAAAAUCAUUUCAAACUGAUACCGGCUCCGUUUCACAAUUAUCUUAAAAAAAGUGCUGCUCACUGUGAUCUUUACAGCAGUGAGGCUCUUCACACUCACUGUGUGUGUCUCAGAGAAUUUAAAUUCCCUGUCUUAACCAGAGGAGGGCAGUAUGUGUAAAUAGUUAACAUUGCAGUGUGGCGUCAAUGCUCAACACAUGCUAUCUGUUACACCUUAGAUAAGGAGUUUUUAUGCUAUUCAGUUUUGAGUUGGCACCAAAGAUAUUAAGCCUGACAAAAGGACCAAUGUGCAUUGCAUUUGGGUGCCUCAGAAUAAGUUGUAUUUAUAUUUGAAGAUAUUAUCUAUGCAGUUCUGUGCUUGGUUUUUGCUUUGCUUCAUGAAGCACACUCUUUUUUUGGGAGCUCUGUAACUUAAGAAUGAAGCAUUAUGCUUUUAUCUUUAUUUCAAAUAAAGAAAGAAAUAUGUGCAGAUUA